AUCGUUUAAAUCAUCUAAUGAAAAAAACAUUAGAUGCAAAUCUUGAUGAUUCGUUAGACUUUCUGUUUGAUAAUGUGACUGUGAAUGUGCCAAGUCAUUCCUCUACUUCAGCAGAAAAUCAAGAAGUAUCAUCAAAUGAUUUUAGUAAUUCAUUUCAUGAUUGCAAUAUCAGUCAUGAUCUGCAUGAGGAUGUUGAUCUUGAUGUGAGUGUAAGGUGUAGUGACAACGAAUUAAGUGACAACGUAAUGAGUAGUGAUUAUGAAUGGGAUGAAUUAGUCGAUCAUGAAGAUUUUGCUGCUGUUAACGAUGAGAAUUAUGAAUCUGAUGCUGAUGCUGAUAAUGAAGAUGCUAGAUGUGAUGGUAAACAGAUUGAUGAAGUUCCAGAAGUUCAUGAAUUACGAAUCUGGGCUGUCGAGUCGAGAUGCCCUGCAAUACAUCUGGAUAAGUUAUUAAAAAUCUUGAAAAAAAGACUUAUCCCGCAAAUACCACAGUGUUCAAAAACUUUGUUGUUCACUUCAGCUGCGCAAUACAAAAUUAAUAAAAUGUUGGAUGCGGAUGGAUUGCAAGCAGAAUUUUCUUACUUAGGAGUUGAAAAAGGACUUCAAGCGUGCAUUAAUCCUGCAUUACAUGAAGAUAAAAUAAUUGAACUUGAUUUUAAUAUUGAUGGUGUGAAGAUAAAAAAAUCAAGCCCUAAAACUAUGUGGCCUAUUCUGUGUAAAGUGUAUUACAAGCCGUUACCAAAAAUUUAUAAGCCUUUUGCAGUAUCAGUGUUUUAUGGUAAUGGAAAACCUAAGAACAACUUUGAAUUUUUUAAACCUUUUGUGCGUGAGGUGAAUAAUCUUUUGCUGAAUGGAGUCUCUAUUAAAUCACAUCAAUUUAGAAUCGUCAUAAGAAGUUUGAUCUGUGAUACACCUGCAAGAUCACAAGUAAAAGGUACUAAGUCACACGCAAGUUUUAACGGUUGUGAAAGAUGUGAUGUGGUUGCUCAUAAAACUGAUGAUGUGACAGUGUAUACAGAAUAUGGACAAAAAAGAACGAAUGCAGAUUUCAGAGCUUUCAGUGACGUGGAUCAUCAUAAUGAAGCAUCUCCUCUACUUGCCAUUGUACCAGAAAUAAAUUUUAUUGAUCAGUUUAUUCUGGAUUCAAUGCAUUUAUUAUAUUUAGGUGCAAUGUUACGGUUAUUUGAGAACUGGAUGACUGGAGAUCUCAAUGUGAAACUAAGUGCUACACAAAAAAGUGAAUUGAACCGUCGCACAUCAAAGUUAAAAGAAGAUAUACCAAGAGAAUUUGCUAGAAAGAUGAGGUCAACCAAUUAUUAUGACAAAUACAAAGCUGUUGAACACAGAUUUUUUGUCUUGUAUUGCGGGCCAAUUGUUUUAAAGAAGCUUCUAAAUCAAGAUUUGUAUAAUCACUUCUUACUCUUUCAUGUGGCUUGUCGUAUGUUAUCAAGCAAGAGAGCAGUGUCUUUUAUUCGUUUAUCAAGAGACUAUUUAACAAAGUUUGUGGAAGAUGCGAAAGCAUUGUAUGGGCCAACAUUUGUUUCUUUAAAUAUUCACAAUCUAUCUCACCUAGCAGACGACGUGGAGAACAUGCAGUGUAAUUUAAAUGACAUUUCAGCUUUCCCUUAUGAAAGUGAAUUAGGUAAAAUAAAAAACAUUUUACUAUCUCCCAACAGGACAAUAGCUCAGUAUUGUCGACGUGUUCAUGAGGAGAGAGAAAUACUUGAUCAAGUGGCGUGCUUACCGAAAGAAGUAGUUAUUCUUAAAAAAUAUAAGGAAAAUAUUACAUGCUUGAAUUAUAAACAACAGUUUUUCAGUACAAAACAUCCAGACAAUUCAGCAUUACUGGAAAAUGGAGAUGUUGUACAAAUAGUGAAGAUGAUUUCAAAAGAGGACACAAUUUUUCUAACAGUUAAAAAGUAUAGAAUUAAAAAACCAGUGUAUACACAGCCAUGUGAGUCUUCCAUGCUGAAUAUAUGUGAAAUAGAAAGUGAGACUGCGCAUUCUAAUUUGAAAAUUGUACAACUUGAAAAAGUUUUAUGUAAAUUAGUCAAGAUGUCAGUGAAUUAUUCUCCAGAGGAUAGAGAACGGAGAUUUAUGGUACCACUGCUCCACUAAAGAACAUAUAACCUUUUCAACAAAUUCUAAAUAUGGGUUAUCUAUUUUCUGUACAGAAAAUGGAAACAAAAAGAUCGUUUUCCGCGAAAUUCAAACCAUGAAAAAUGGUCAAGAAAUAGAUAUGGGAUGACUAUCAAUGAUUUUCCAUUAGAACUUGUUGGACUUUGAAAGAAGAUUGACAUCUGUAAUCGGGACGAGAGAAAUUGUUUAUUGUAACAGUACGAUGGCCACUUCAUCAUUGGAGGAGCUUUACCCGUAUCAUGUUGUGGAGUUUAUUCAUCCUGGAAAGAAGCCUAAAGUACGCAAUGUGGAUGUUGUGGCAACAAAGUGGAUCAUUGUUGAUGACAAAAAGAAGAAACUUUUUGUCAAGUACCCACCACCACCGUACACAAGUACUACUCGCAAUGAGUUGGACGCAGCCUUGAAUCACUUAUCGGAUGCUCCAAGUUUAUGGCAAACUUAUACUAUUCACCUAAAAGGAAAAGCGAGAAAUCUAAAAGAAGCUUUCAUAAAAUUGAACUUGUUGAAGGAUGAAGAAACAGCUUAUACGAUGGAUUCGAAUGACAGUUGUGCAGAAGUUGAGAAGAAAGGUACAGAACUGUUACGCCAACAUAGACUACGAAAAGAAGCUUUUUCAUUUAUGUCUGCCUUGUCAGAGUCUCCUCCAUCCAGCCAAAUUAAUGAGAAAGGUCAACUCCAACAAUCUACAAGUAUGUUGGAAAUGCACAAAACACCUAUUUCAAAAAUCCUUAAGAGUAACCAUUCUCUUAAUAAAACUACACAGCCUUCUACAGGAAUUAGUAACAGUACAAGAAUUACAAACACUAAAGCUAAAGGCAAAGAAAAUCAUUCUGAUUCAUCUGAAUCACCAAAGGCUAUUCAAGAACAAAGAAAUCCUCGUACAUAUCAAAAUAAAGGAAUUCGCACUGGGAUUCCGUUGAUGAAUAAUGACACUUCUUCACCGAAUGAAACUGGAUCUGGUACUUCUGUAUCAAAAGUGAGUGCAUCAUCACCCGAGGCUCUGGUGGAUGAAAAUACUGUACCGAUACAAGAUUCAUUGGAAGACCUUCGUACAGAAAAUGUUGAUCUGCAUAGAGGAUCAAAGCAAUCGACUGAAACAAAUAUUGGCUCACCGAACAUUCCUGACAAUCUUCAACAAACUUCUGAUUCAGCCCAGAGAAACGUUAAAGUUAGACUUUAUCAAAUGCUACUAGAUCAAUUGAAAAAUAUAAGAAGUGAUAUUUCAGAUAUGAAGAACGAUGUUAAACAAAUGAAAAGUGACAUUGAAACUCUAAAAAAUGCUCUGAUAAAAAAUAAAAUAAUUGGUGCAAAAGAUUUUGUUGGAACUAUCCAGCAGCUCUGUAAUAAAUUUAAGUUCAAAAUACCGUUUGAAACUGUAGAAGAAUUUGAGGAUUUCAACAUUAAAUUGAAACAAGACGAAGCGUUACACGAAGCAGUGUCUACUGUGCUACAAACUGGUCUGGAUCCUACUUUAGUCAUGUCGAGAUCCAUUGUGAAUAUGUUAAAAUUAUUCUUAACAAAGACAGUAGCUGCUCAAUAUGUAGCCGUAAAAAUCAGAAAGGAUAAAAAAGUCAUGAAAAAUACCCCUUUUUUUCAGUGUAUUGAAGGCCUUAUCAAAGAACGACGUUUGAUAUACAACAUGGAUACACCAGAUAAAGACGUGAUAAGUGCUCUGAGCGCUGUUUUGAGCAAUUCUGGAAGCUGGUAUACAUCAAGAAAAUCUGAUACCUCGAGUACUUCGUCAAAGAGACCUAGACAAAAUUCUAGGAAAAAUAAAAUGCCAAAAGAGAAUGAAGAAAGUGACAGCUUGACUGAUUCCGAUCAUGAAUCACAUGAGACUGGUGGCGUCUUCUCAAAACAUCAAAAAUCUUAUGAGAAAGUAGAUGAUGAAAGCAGUGUAGCAUCACAAGAUUCCGAAAAUAACGACGAGCCAGCAUUCAAAAGGUCACGAUUCUCAUUUCCAUUAAACGUACCUAAUAAUACCUUGAAUGACGAUGGCCAGUCAUCGCCGAUAAUUGAAGUGGAUCCAAGUCUUUUACAAAAGAAAAAUCCACUAGUCGAUCUAGGAAUUGACCAUACUGAUCCUCUUUUUUCUACUGCUGGGAUAGACAUUUACAAAGAUUCACUUUACGAAGAUGAAUUUGAUGAAAAUUAUUUAUUUCAAAAGUAAAAUUUUGUACUACUGUUUAAAGGUUCAAAUUGAUAGUAUGGAUUUAUAAUUUCAUUGCUUUUGUAGUUUUAUAUAAUGUUUAUAAAAACUUACCUCUAGGCCACGUUUUGAUAAAUAAAGAAUCAUAAUAAUUUAUGUAAA
This is a messenger RNA of Nasonia vitripennis (jewel wasp), 4449 nucleotides long. RefSeq lists its product as uncharacterized. The record is from RefSeq and is a predicted model, not a curated record. NCBI's taxonomy places the organism in Eukaryota, Metazoa, Arthropoda, Insecta, Hymenoptera, Pteromalidae. The transcript has 9 exons. The coding region runs from base 2341 to 4308 and encodes 655 amino acids.